Desarmillaria tabescens is the source of this 895-nucleotide messenger RNA. RefSeq lists its product as uncharacterized. The record is from RefSeq and is a predicted model, not a curated record. The transcript is spliced from 4 exons. Lineage: Eukaryota; Fungi; Basidiomycota; Agaricomycetes; Agaricales; Physalacriaceae. Bases 200 to 688 code for a protein of 162 amino acids.
GACUGUACUGCUGGAAAAGGAUAUUUGAUGGCCCGAACCCUUCAUCGACGUGUAAUAGAGGCUGGCCUAGACAAAGGUCUUUGUCUUCGCAGUUACGGAACAGGGCAGGAAUAAUACUCAUGGCAAUGAGUGAAAAAUGCCUUUGUACUUUUCAGGGCAUCGACCGAGGAUAUCGCAGUAGUGAGCACUGGUUUCCUUUAUGUCGCUCCUCAAACUAAUUUUCAUUGUAACAAAGAAGCCAGUGGCAAUCUUUGAUUCUUUCGUUACUGAACUCAUAAAAGACGGACUGAUACCCUCUGUUGCUAUCACCAUCAUUGAACCCUCGAAGAUGUCAGAACCCACCAACGUAGACAACAAAGUCGUCAUCGCAGAGCGAGGCGACCAGCGUAUCGCCAUACCCAAGACUGCCUUUGUAAAAAGGUCAUACUCUUCUUUUCAAGCCUACGCAAACCAACAGCUUGAUACGGUCGGCACUCUCGUCACACGGUCGCUCAUAGGCUACGAAGGACAGGACAUGCACGUCCCGAAGCGAGACUGGACAGAGGUGCAACCACUGAUCCACUCCGUGCAAAUACAAUCACCCCCCCCGCCAAACACGGGGACCUGGGAUGCGGUAUUGAAAGCUAUGACCUAUGUGGUGAUGAUCAUGGCUGCCAUGAUAUUCGGAAAAUUUAUCGGUUUUUUUUGAAGUGAUGACUCAAACCAACGUUGAUAUAUGUAUUCGCGACGUUUGUUUUGUUAUGUGAUUGACGAUUCAAUGACAUGUGUGUGUAUGUAUACCAUCCUUCCUCUUUUCGUCACGCUCCGCAAGUCGUCUUGAGGGGGUAAAUACUAUUGACUCUUUCACACCAAACUGCUUUCUUUGCCACUUUGCCUUUUUCGAUAACAUUGCCGG